CCGCUUCUGCUGUAGUAGUGUCUUGUCUGCCCACCACAGUCCCUAUUUAGCACUUGUCUUAGGUGCCUUGAAAGUACUUCUUUAGAAUCAUUGCUGUAAGUUUUCAGAAUCACAGAUGUUAUAUUCCUUUAAUCCUUCAGGAUAUCAUGAAGGAACAAGUGUGGGCACUGCUGCCUCCCACCUCCAAGAAGCUGGUUUUGAGAUCCAGUCUGAUCACUGCUUAUUUGCAGUUUGUAGAUUCUCCCCCUAUUGUUUUUAUCUUGGAGUAAUAAGGAAAUGUUUUUUUCCCCACACACCACAGAUAUGCAGUUAAGUUUAACUAGUGACUGUAAACCAGCACAGCAGAUGUGCCCUUUGACAGGUAGACACAUUCUUUAGAGUUAGUCCGAACUUCAUACUUAAUGCUGCCAGGAUAGACUUCAGCUCCCCUUCAAUAUAAAAGAGUUUUAGAAGAGGCCUGUGUUUUUGACUGUAGUACCCCUUCCUGUAUUUUGUUUUUCUGUCUCAUACAAUGCCUUGCCAUGAUACACUGUAACACCCUUAGGCCCUGAUACUGAAUAAUUAAAAAUGAUUUCUAACAUCCUUUUCCUGCCCCUGAUCUUGAUAUCAGGAGCCAAUGACACAACUGCUGUAUCCAUCCACUAUUUUAUGUAAAAAUAAAUGUUUGUAUUACAAAUAAUGUUACUUGAUCUGCAGAAUUCCUUUCAAUUCCUCUCCCUUAAAGAACAAGGAACUGUGGAAUGAUACUUCACUCUUAUUUCUUCAAAUUUCAUGUCCUGGUUAGUAUCUCCUCACUGGUAAAUGUGACAACAAAAGAGUUUCAAGAUCGGUUCAAGUGUUCUGUGUGUCUGGAUAUCCUCAAAGAGCCGGUCUCAAUCCCAUGUGGACACAACUACUGCAAGCAAUGUAUUGAAGAUUACUGGGAUACGGCUGAGGUGUUCUGCUGCCCUCAGUGUAGACAGGCCUUUUUUCCACGACCUGUUCUUCAAAAAAACAACCUGCUUGCUGAAAUUAUACUGAAAUCAAUGCAGGAGGAGCCCGGUGUGGUUGCCAGUUAUGCAGAACCGGGUGAUGUGUCCUGUGAUGUCUGUACUGGGAGCAAAUACCGAGCCGUCCAUUCCUGCCUGACCUGCCUGGCUUCCUAUUGUGAGACGCACAUUCAGCCUCAUAAGGAGACUACAGCUCUGAAGGAACACAAACUGGAGAAGCCGAGCAGAAACCUGAGACAGAAACUCUGCUCUGAACACCAGGCAGUGGUGCAGCUCUUCUGCCGAACUGAUCAGAAGUGCGUCUGCGUACUGUGUGUAGCCGUAAGACACAAGAAUCAUGACCUGGUGGAGAUGGAGAUGGAGAAAGAGGAGAAACAGAUUGCUCUGUAA
Molecule: messenger RNA, 1379 nt
Organism: Erpetoichthys calabaricus (reedfish)
Lineage: Eukaryota; Metazoa; Chordata; Cladistia; Polypteriformes; Polypteridae
Product: E3 ubiquitin/ISG15 ligase TRIM25-like
Exons: 2
Coding region: 741-1379 (212 amino acids)
Molecular function (GO): zinc ion binding
Source: RefSeq, a predicted model, not a curated record